Molecule: messenger RNA, 2147 nt
Organism: Cucurbita maxima (winter squash)
Lineage: Eukaryota; Viridiplantae; Streptophyta; Magnoliopsida; Cucurbitales; Cucurbitaceae
Product: transmembrane protein 87B-like
Exons: 5
Coding region: 192-1781 (529 amino acids)
Biological process (GO): transport
Cellular component (GO): Golgi apparatus; membrane
Source: RefSeq, a predicted model, not a curated record
AAUAUGGAUGAGUUGUCUCAAUCUCCUUUAUGGAGAGCGCGUCCCGCGCGUGGUAAAAUUCCCUUUCCUACCGACCGAGACAAAUGCUUCUCUUACAAUCGACCUCCGAUCUCAUCUGCUGAUUUUCACCCUAACGCCGGCCCCUCUUUUUAUCUCUCUCUGGUUCUCGUUUUGUCGUUUGAUCCGUCGCCAUGAAUAUCGCAAAACAAAGAUCUGUUUCUGUUUCAAAUCCUUUAUUCUUUUUGUAUGUUUGGUUCGUACUCUUACUGUCGCUUACAGUGAAUCUGAGUAAUGCGUCCAUCCAUUUCUAUGAUAAGGAGGUUUUCGUUGAUGUCGGUAAUGCUUUCCUUCUCUCCGGCGGCAGUGAAGGUCUUCAGGCUUCUCUCUCGGCCGAUUCCGAUACGCCUUCUAUCCGCAAUGGCCAAUCUUCUAUCCAAUUUUAUAAUAUCACCUUUUGGAGGAGCAAGGCUGCUGCUGACCUACAUACAGACAUGGAGCAUAGCACAGGGUUGAUACAGGUUAUCAUCUUUGAGGCUGCGGACCGUGAUAACAUUGGUGGUUCUGCAUAUGGUGGACAGAGAGCUAUAUGUUGCACUCCAGAUCUAGCUAAGCUUGAAGGAUGUAAACAAGGAGAAGUCAUUAGAAGACCUUCUGCAUCGGAUAUUAAUUGGCCUGUUGUUUUAAAUGUACAAUUCAGUGGCAAUUAUUUGUACACUGUUAUGGAUGAUGUGGAAGUUCCCAUUACAAAAACAGGAAUGUAUAGCUUGUUCUUUGUAACAUGCGAUCCAAACCUCAAAGGAUUAGUGAUGAGUGGGAGGACAAAGUGGAAAAAUCCCUAUGGUUAUUUACCCGGACGGAUGUUCUCUUUAAUGAGAUUUUAUGUAUUCAUGUCACUCGCAUAUUUAUUGCUUACUGUCGUUUGGUUAUCUCAGUAUGUGAGGUUCUGGAGGGAUAUUCUGCAACUUCAGCAUUGCAUCACAGUCGUAAUUGCUCUUGGAUUAUUUGAGAUGGUUCUUUGGUACUUUGAAUAUGUAAACUUCAAUGAUACAGGCAUUAGGCCAGUUGUAAUCACAACAUGGGUGGUGACUGUUGGUGCUAUAAGAAAAACAGUUACGCGGCUUCUUAUACUGUCAAUUUCCAUGGGUUAUGGUGUUGUGCGGCCUACUCUUGGUGGUCUUACCUCAAAAGUUCUUCUUCUAGGGGUAACUUACUUCUUGGCAUCUGAGUUAUUGGAUAUUACAGAGUAUGUUGGGACUAUAAAUGAUGUUUCUGGAAGAGCAAGACUGUUCCUAGUCCUCCCUGAUGCAUUCCUAGAUGCCUUUUUAAUAUUAUGGAUAUUUACUUCCCUUUCAAGGACGCUAGAGCAAUUACAGAUGAAGAGGAGCUCUGUUAAGUUGGAAAUAUAUAGGAAGUUCUCAAAUGCAUUGGUAGCCACUGUUAUUGCUUCUGUUGCUUGGAUAGUGUAUGAGGUCUACUUCAAGGCGACAGAUCCCUUCAAUGAAAGGUGGCAGAGUGCUUGGAUCAUAACUGCGUUUUGGAACAUCCUUGCAUUUUCUUUGCUGUGCGUUAUCUGCUAUCUCUGGGCACCAUCACAGAGUUCUCAACGGUAUGCUUACUCUGACGAAAUUGGAGCUCAAUCCGAUGACGAAGAGGCUCAAUCCCUAAACCGAGCAAAGCCAGAGAGUGAACUGAGUCUAGUGAAGCAAGAUCGGAUCGAGAAGGACGUUGGAAACUCCGUCGAGUUUGAUGAAGAUGACAGGGAAGAGGAUAAAAGAGAAUGAUGGGUCACCUUUCAUUCAGCCUUUUUGUUAAGAUCUGCAGAAAGUCCAGUUCCAUGGGGGGAGUCCUCGCCGAGAUCACCCAAAUACUUAACCAAAGCGUCAUCUUGAAAGUGAGGACCAUGCAACAUGGCACCACCACAAAGGAGUGUGUGUGUGUGUGUGUGUGUGUGUAUAUUGUGAUGAAAUGUAAUGCAAGGCUAAACCAGAGGAGUUUUCUGCUAUUCUUUUUCACGCCCAUUAUCUUCAUUUAUUUUGUAAAGCAGUGUCUGCAUAUAUGUUGGUUGAAUUCUUGAGAACCUUGAUACUGGGAAUCGUUCUUUUUCUUUUAGCUCCUAGCUUUAAAGAAAUAUUGGAAUCUUUGCUGCC